Molecule: messenger RNA, 7417 nt
Organism: Synchiropus splendidus (mandarinfish)
Lineage: Eukaryota; Metazoa; Chordata; Actinopteri; Syngnathiformes; Callionymidae
Product: voltage-dependent calcium channel beta subunit-associated regulatory protein
Exons: 9
Coding region: 2983-5571 (862 amino acids)
Biological process (GO): negative regulation of calcium ion-dependent exocytosis; negative regulation of voltage-gated calcium channel activity
Cellular component (GO): plasma membrane; secretory granule
Molecular function (GO): transmembrane transporter binding
Source: RefSeq, a predicted model, not a curated record
UCACACACACACACACACACACACACACACACACACACACACUUAUGGACUUCAGCGAACACACACACACACAGGUCCAGUGAUGAAUAUCUGUCAGCUGCAGGUACAGGUGUAUUAUAAAGCGCACGACAACUGAUCUUUGGACAGUGAAAGAGGCUUUGAGCAAAACAGGGCUGCUGCAGGUGUUCUCAGAGCUGAUGGUUUGGAUUAUAGGACAGUAAACCCCUGAGUGUACGGUGGCAGAUCGACCUGCGAUUGUUAGGCUGACAGCAGCGGCAGCAGCCGAUUGAUUGUGUUGUUCCUCCGCUUUGGCUGAGCUUGGAGAAACAGCAGAUUUCAUUAAAGCUCCAAACAAACUGUGUGUUUUCAUGUGUUGGCAUCUCAAGCUGAAGAUAUUUUUGAUCACUGUCUGCUGGCGAUUCUUCCAUUGUUUUGGCUUCUUCAAGGCCACAUGAUAGCAUCUAGUGUGUGUUGUAAAACACCAUUACUUCCUUAUUCAUCAGCACUAUUUAAAUAUAAAUGUUACAUAUAAGGUAAAAUAAUAAAUACACAGCUAAAUCUUCCAAAUAAAAUAUUAAUAUUUUAACUCACCUAAAUCCAAACAUUUGAUUUUCGUUGAUAAUUUUUGUGAAAAAAUGUUAAAUAUAAGGUAAAAUAAUAAAUACACAGCUACAUCUUCCAUAUAAAAUAUUAAUAUUUUAACUGACCUGCAUCCAAACAUUUGAUUUUCAAUGACGAUUUUUGUGUGUUUUUGUUGUCAGUACAUUCAACUAUGGAAAGUAUUUAAUAAAAACAAUGAAUUAAUUCAGAUCUUCAUUCAGAAAUUCAUUCAGAACGUCUUACUUUAGUGUUCCCUUUAUUUUUUUGAGCAGUGGAUAUAAUGUAACUAUUUAAUGUAAAUAUUUUGAUUUACAUAUAGAGAUUUAAUAUUAUUUAACAUAGCGUACUACACAGGGAAAUAUGACUCUUAUCUCAUUAAAAUGUAUAAAGCUGCCUAGACUCAGUCAUCAAAAUUGGGUACAGUUUGAAAACACCAAUCAUUUCAGUACCUGUUUUAGCAUUUGAAAUAUCAUUGAACGCAAUGACCUCAGUCAGACAGUAGGUGGCACACUCCAUAGAGGUUGAGCAGAAGCUGUACAAGUGAAUGACCAAAACAACAACAGGUCAUUUCUUCAGAGUACACUUCUGAUUCUGUUCAGCCGUGGGUUGAAAUGGAUUUGGGUAUGAAGCAAAGCUUCUCCUUGAAGGAGAUGAAUGAGAUUUACAAGUUAAAGUCGCUUCAAUUACCUUGUUUAUUUAUUCCAUGGUGGCAACCGCCAAAAAUCAGUUUCCCCGAUGCACUAAAAGAAAGGCAAAAACAUUUGGAAUCAUCUUUAUUUUUAAUGAAACAUGAUCCAGUAUUUAUUUGAAAGACGCGGUGGCUCUUUCACACUGAUAGAUAGUUACUCAUAGGUCGCAUUUGAGUUUGGCAUUUUUGAAAGCAGCCCACGUGGACUGAGCUGCUCCGGUGGUGUGCGUCGACUCGAGUGCCAUCACAGGCGCUACGUUUCCUGACACUGUGGUGAGUGAGGAGGGCGCAGGCAGGCGACUCUGGAGUGGGGAUUGCUCAUGUGCAUCUGUCGUCCUCCUCCGCCAUUUCCAUUUUUAUCGAGCGGAGGACUUGUUUCCCCUCAUUGAGAAGAGCUGGGAAAUUGAAUUAAGGGUCUGCCUGACGUUUCAAUUAGCCUCCCCAUGCUCACUCAGCCAAGACUGAGAGUUUAAUCACAGAGAGUAGCGCGCUUGUGCCAACUCAAGCCGUGAGAAAGAUAGUUCCAGUGAGGGGAAACGCAGCUGCAAGUUCACGCGAUGAGGCGACGUCAGCCUUGACAUGAAAGGCUUAUGAGCUGGAGAAGAGCAACAAUGGUGGAGCCCACGGCUCAGCUCAGACUGAAGCACUUUCCAAUUGGUUUAUUUAUAUCCUUGCUGUUUAUUUUUAGAGCUGAUAUUUGACUGUAUAUUUAACAUUAAAGAAGGUAAAAUGCCCUUCAAUUACUUUCCUUCAUCCGAACAAGUCGCCUCUUUCUUUGCUUUUCACGGCUCUAAUUUUAACAGGGAGUGAGUUGAAAAGGCGCAGAUGAAAGCUACAGGACCGUCUUUUCAAAAGGCCUGUUGGUGUCGCGUCCUUUUGUUACGUUUGCCUUUAAAGUUUAAAAAUACAGAUCAAAACACGAAGCUUAUUGUAUUUAAGGGUUCCUUCUUCCUAAGCUGUCAAGUACACUGCAGUGGAGGGGGGAGGGGAGCCGAGCAUGAGUCAUGGAAUCUAAAGCAGAUAUACAGAGCAGAGCAAAGGAAUACUAGUUACCUGGAUGUCACUCCAGUUCUACGAGUGCAUGCGGCACCCUAUCGAAUCAGAAUCAACUUUAUUGCCAUGGUCAGUGGGGAUCCCACCAACUAGGAAAGUGCUUUCAAUAAAAUAAAAUAAAAUAAAACUGACUUUGCUAUUGAUUUAUCCCCUUUAAGGCACCGCCCCUGCCCUGUAAGAUUGUAACAUAAUCUCUGCCCACAAAGUAUUCCAUUGCAACAAUUAUAUAUAGCAUCUUUACUUAUCUUCAAGCGUAAGCUGGUUCUACUCUGUGAUCUCUCUGUGACAAAUGGUGUCACAAGUAGGAUCUACAAAGCAGGUUUGGCUCAAGUGAGGGUCACAUGAACAAAGGAGCUGAGAGGGUGUGAAACUCCAGAGAAGCUUGAACGCUGAUCCGUGACAGGAUGAUCCACGGAGGUGACAGGGUUUCCUUCCUGGCUUGUUAGCUUUGCAGCCAGUGGUCUAUCAUCGAUCGACAGGCCAAGAAGAAGAGGGUGGUCAAUGCUGUACUAAAAAAAGAUGUACCUGUGUCAGCUGGCCAUGUGGAGAACUACGUUCUGCUGCUGGUUCUGCUGAGCAUUUUCGCCGGGGGAACCCUGGUUCUGCUGUCCCUGCUGCUGCUGUUCUGCCAUCGCUGCUGCAUGAGUGGACGCCGCUACUCCAGAGCAAGCGAUGACCUGGAGAAAACCAACACGACAUACGCUGAUGAUUCACAGCCCACCCAAGAGAUUACAAUUCGUCUGGAUGAGUCAGACGCUCUCUCGGCGUCCAGCUGUCACGACGGCGAGUCGGAACGGUUCGUCUCAACCUGCUCCACCGGCCGCAGAGUCUCCUUCAAUGAAUCUGCUCUUUAUGAAAAGGAGAAGACGACCCAGGACAAAGGUCGCAGAUACACUCUGACUGAGGGCGACUUCCAUCAUCUGAAGAAGGCCCGGCUCACCCAUCUGCACUUGCCACCAGCACCAUGUGACCUCAAGAUCCUGACCAUCAUGGAGUGUGACUCCACAGAGAGCAGCACCAUCAAUAUCAAUGAGACCCCAGGGCCCAGGCUGCCCCUCACUAUCUACCAGCCUGCCGACCGACGGAUCCCUGACUGGGUGGGAGCAGGCCAGACCGGCGGUUUGCCCGGGGACCCCCAUCACUCAAUCAUCCUGGACCAGAGCCCCAAACAAACCCUGUCAGGCAUGAAGAGCAAACGCUCCCAGACUAUGGCAGCUCUAGGCGACAGAAAAGAUGCAGACGGGAUGCGAGGAGACUCGACUCUGGGCCAAACGUCGGUCCUCCAUUUCUUCUCCAAACUGCGACGCCACGCCAGCCUGGAAGGAGCCGCGCCUUACUUCAGGAAAUGGAAGUUUGACGGUGACCAGCGAGCAGCAAGUCUGGAUGCUAAAGGAUCCCCCAAGAGAAGACCGUUCCAGAGGCAGAGAGCAGCCAGCGAAAACACGGAUCACACAGAGGAGGACUUGUCGCCACUUCAGGACGAUGUGAUCGACUCUUUCCCACAAUCCCCUGCUCAGAGCGUUGGCCUUGAAUCUUUGUCUGCGGAGACUUUGUCUCAAUCUGCUGCUGCCCCUGCGUCUUCAGUCUUCCUCAGCAGGUUGGAUGUGUCGAGUAUCGGCAGCCGCGGCCUCAGAGACAAGCCACACCGCCACCUGAGUAGGGAAAACAUGGACAAUGGAACUGUCAUCGAGAUGGAAACGGAGUUCAAGACCGGCCAAGCGAGGGACCCAGCGGAAGGAGUCCGGUCUUCCUUCGAGCAGAACGACUUGUUUGAGCCACUUGAGAGUAAAGCUGCGGCGAUGGAGACAGACCAACCCGGAUCUGAUGCGGGAGGGAAGUGCGACAUGGAUGAUGCCGAGGAGCCGGUGUUGGGUGCCGAGGCGAGACAACGUGCCGACUCUGGCUCGUCCUUGUCUUUGAUGCUUCGCCAAGAGAGCACAGAGGCCCCGCCCUCUCUCUACAGAGAGAUCUGGAGCUUGCGGGCCUCUCUGGAGCAGUACGCCUCCUCUGACCAGAGCAGCACCGACCGGGAGUCCAUCCGCAGCGAUGCAGACAGUGUGUCUUCCGUUGGGACCGGUGCUCGGUCCGGGCUGGACAGCUGCCUCUCCCAGGAUCUGGAUGAUGAGCCUGAUGGGGAUGGAGAGGCUGUGGUGGGAGUGAGCAGACAGGCAACAGGGGGUGACACUGAAGGUGGAGGCGGAGGAGUGGGUGGAGAGGGCGAGCAGGGAAACCGGAAGCUCCUUCAAAUGGACAGUGGCUAUGCUUCCAUCGAGGCCCCUUCCAGGGCGCCCGAGGAGAUGAGGCUUUUCGGGACCCCCGGCGCUCCCCCUCGAGGGAAGACUGCGUCAGAGAGGCGGUUGUUUUUCACCAGCUCUGGACGGAAGGGCUCCGUGUGCGAGAGCAUCGAGGCCAAGCUGUUUCAGGAGGAGCUGGAGGACGAGAUGGCCGACAAGGCGGAAGAGAAGAAGCACCCGCUUUUAAAGAUGAAUUCACAGAAACCUUCGGAGGCCCACCUCAUGUCCCCGCUGAUCAAGGCCGUCUCUCUCCCUUCCAGUCCGCACCGCCCCCGUCUCCGCCGCCGUGACUACAGCAUCGACGAGAAGACAGACGCUCUUUUCAACGAGUUCCUCCGACAUGACCCCAGAUUCGACCUGCAGGACUCGCCGCACCGCGCCAGACAUCGCUCCAGAGUUCACCUCCGGAAGCAAUGGCAGAGACACAAGCAAUACAGCGACCCGGGGUCCAGCUCCGGUGGUCGCUACUCACCUUCCUUGGAGAAACAGAGGUUCACUCCCUUGCGGCGAGGCGACAGCGCCAGCUACCCGCUGGACACCAGGUACCACAGCACGCUGUCGCGCAUUGCUAGCGCCGCGGAUGAGGAAGCCAGCGAGAGCGCCUCCUGCGAGGAGGCGGCCAAGGAGAGCGCGGCGGUUCAGGUUGAAAACGCUGCACAUGUGAAAGAUCCCCCCAGAGACGAUUGUCACGUCACCCCAAAUAAGGACGUUAAAAGCACAAGCAGCUCGCCUGCCAAAACCCACAUGGACCCAAAGGUCGACAACAAAAACAACAACAGCAGUCAGUCGUUGGUGGCGGAAGCAGGGAGCUCCCUGGCGGAUAAGCUGGCCGCGUCAGUGGAGGAGAGGCUCUACGGAAACCUGAGGCAGGCAGGUGAGGAGGGGGAUUCCCUGCAGCUCCUCACGGCCGCGACAGACAGCUUCACUCCCAUGUAACCAGAGACUUCAUGACCCCUCCAUCGGCUCACCGCCCUCAUCUGCUCGACAAACAGAAGGCCUCAGCUGCUUCCUUGUCGCCAGGCUUGGAUACACUUUCCCUCACUCCUGACCAUCUGCCUCAAAUUCCAACCAGCUUUGUCACAGAACUUACUUAAUAUUGAUCGAUCAAGACGCACCAUCUUCCUAGUCAAGAACAAAUCCCUGAGAUACUUGAACUACUUUACCGUCCACUCCAUCUCUCACCCAGGAACGGACUCAUCAAGGCUUUCUUCCCUCUUUAUCAGGUAUUCAUUUAAAAAAAAAAAGCUAUUCUAAAGCGUCUAUUCUUUGAGCUCAUCCACAGAUUUCAAUAUUUUCAGAUAUAAUAGUGAAUUUCUAGCAUGCUUCUGUGUCUUAUGUGCGUGUGAAUACUGUACAGCUUUAAAAACAAAUGGCACUUUGAUGAGAAGAAAAGUAGUGAUAGAGUUUCUGUUGCCCAUUUCACUGGUUCCAACCAUAUCCUCCUCAAGUGUCCUUGUCUCUAUCAACAUGAAGCAUUAGUGGAUCUGUCAUAUAAUAAAACAAUAAUUACACAAGGCGAUUAAUAUGUAUCUUAAGCGACAUUUCAUCCACUAAUAGUCAACGGUGGGUUAGAAGAAAGUGUUUUGCCAGUAUUUUAAAUAUGGAAAAUAAACCGUGACACUUGAUAAGCUAUACAGACCUUACUCUUUGUUUCACUGAGGUAGAGAAAACUGCGUACAUUUGUGUUUUAAACAUUCCACGUUUUCCAGACUUUUUCAACAAUAAACUUAUUCAAUGAUGCGGAAACUUUUGUUUCUACUUCUGAAUAUUGGAUGAAGAUGGUAGUCAUAAAAAUGUGCUUAAAAAUUAGUUGAAUUUAGAAGAAAUGUAAUGAACAGCUACAGAAACAAAAUGUUUUUUUCGUCUGCUGUUUUGAUAAUACAAGCAGGAAGGUAUUUUACUGACAGGAUGGAGGCUUGCUGCUCCUCUGAGACGGAACAUUGAAUCGCUGCUGAGCAAACUGGUUUAGAGAAAUAUUGUUCUGCCUGUUAACACAGUCAUUUCCUUGUACUCGUCCAUGAAUGGAGGACCUCUGCGUCGGCUCUGACGUAGGAAGCUGCUUGCCCUCCCUCAGUGCUGUGACUCACCUGCUGGCGAGAGGCUGAACAAGAGUAAAGGGGAGAAGGGGCGGGGGGGCUAGGUCGCUCCCAUUGAUGUGUUCAGAACCACAUGCUCACGCUGACAGCACACCAGCUGUGGCCGGCCACUAGCCUCGCAUGUUAUUAAAGGAGCAUUCCACAGCCACUUUGGGACAUAUUUUAUAUAAAUAAUGCAAUUAAAAAAUAUCCAUUGGAAAAAAAAAAAGAAAACAAAAUAAGCCUAAGUGGAAAUUAAAAAUCCCCAACAGGUGGAUCAGUCUGUCGGUCGCACCACAAGCCGAGCUCGUGGCCUCUUCAGCUCUGUACAGCAUGCAGGUUUAACACGAUGGUAGUAGAUAUUUGCGCUCAUCACAAGUUUAAAUACAGAAUUAUUCAUGACUUUUUUCUGCUUUAAUCUUUUUUGAAACACCACAAUGUGCCUUAAAAACGGUCAUUAAGGUUCUGUAAAAAGAUCAAGGAGGUAAAUAAACCGAGGUGUCAGUGUUUUUAACGUCCAGUGCAGCACUCGUCCUUCGCAGAGGAGGAUGACUAGGGGACUAGAGGACGUGACUGGAUGACAACAGAUGUAGAAGAAGGCAUAAUCUGGGAGAAAAAGGAAAAAAAAAACAUCCUAACAGCCAAUCCAGUCUCAGAGCAAAGAACAUUUCAUGCUGUUGUCCUCAUCUUCUAUCAUGCCACAUCAA